GGUGUCUUAAGGUCAAGUUUGGGUUAAACUAAAUCCGACCCAUUUUGGCAUCUAACUCAAACUAGCAUCCGGCUUAGAGGUGCGGUGGUGUAAACACCAAAACAUAAACCCUUAAAGCAUGUCGGACACCGAAGGCAUAGACCAAUACGGCGUGCUCCUCUACUACAAGUAUGCCUACAUCCCCAACCUCGACGACCUCCUCUCCUUCUAUCACUCCAACUGCUCCCAACUCUCCCUCCUCGGCCGCGUUCGCCUCUCUUCCCGCGGCGUCAAUGUUACUGUUGGUGGGAAAUUGUCGUGCUUGGAGAGCCACAUUGAAGCCCUCAAGGCCAAGGACUGUGUGUUCGAAGGGACCGAUUUCAAGCUUGCUACUUGUGACGAGCCGCUAAACGAUAGGGUCGCCGAGGAGUGUGGAUUCACUUCUCUCUCCAUUCGAAUCGUCGAGGAACUGGUUACUCUCAGUUCUCAUCCAUUGUUAAAGUCACCGGAGAUUUCAAAUGCUGGAAGACAUCUUUCAGCAUCUGAGUUUCAUUCUUCCCUUCAAAAUUCUGAUCAGAAGAGUCAAGGAAACGGCCUUGUGUUACUUGAUGCAAGGAAUCUGUAUGAAACAAGAAUCGGGAAAUUCCAUGCACCAAAUGUCGAAACUUUGGAUCCACAAGUUAGGCAGUAUAGUGAUUUAUCCUCGUGGAUAGAUGAUAAUAGUGAGCAGCUGAAAGGAAAACAUGUCCUUAUGUAUUGUACUGGAGGAAUCAGGUGUGAAAUGGCAUCUGCGUAUAUUAAGUCAAAAGGUGCUGGCUUUGAGAAUGUGUUUCAGUUGUUUGGUGGUAUCCAACGGUAUUUGGAGCGAUUCCCAGAUGGUGGUUUUUUCAAGGGGAAAAAUUUUGUGUUUGAUCACCGGAUUUCUGUAGGAAGUUCAGAUACUAAUGUUCUUGGUACAUGCCUUAUCUGUCAUCGCUCAUUUGAUGAUUAUUCUUCACGCUGCCGAUGUACUUAUUGUAGAAUGCUUGUCUUAGUUUGUCAUAAUUGUCAGAAUGAAGCUGCAUUGUAUGUUUGUGAGUUGUGCCAGAAGCAGGGCAAAGCUAUUCAGUCAAUGCAGUUAAUUGAUACUGGUGAAUUGAAAACCCCAUUGGAAGGUGCUGAGUUGCAAAAUUCAUCUUCAAAUGCUACAUUAUCACCUCAAAUGCCUAAGGGAGAUGAUGUCAGGUCCUCUAGAAAGCUUAGAAUCUUAUGCUUGCACGGGUUUCGGCAGAACGCUUCCAGUUUUAAGGGAAGAACAUCAUCAUUAGCAAAAAGACUAAAGAAAAUUGCCGAAUUUGUUUUCGUUGAUGCACCUCAUGAGUUGUCAUUCAUUUAUCAAACAACUUUGGCCAAAGAUGCGACUUGUGAAUCAUCUCCAAUGCUGUCUAGUCCACCUCCACCUUUGGAGAAUUGCAAGAAGAAAUUUGCAUGGUUAGUAGCUCCCAAUUCCGAUGGAAGUACUGAUGUCAAUUGGAAGAUAGCAGAAGGCCCAUUCGAUCCACUUCAAUACCAGCAACAAACUGAAGGAUAUGAUACUUCCUUGUCACACUUGAAGAACGUUUUUUCCCAACAAGGGUCUUUUGACGGUAUCUUGGGAUUUUCACAGGGAGCGGCGAUGGCGGCUUUAAUCUCUGCGCAACAAGAACAACUAAAAGGUGAAAUGGACUUCAAAUUUGUAAUAAUAUGCUCAGGCUUUGGUCUCAAUGUAAAGGAGAUGGAACGCGGCAUCAUCAAGUGCCCUUCUCUUCAUAUUUUCGGCAAUGAACAUGGUAAGGACAGGCAGAUAGCCAACCAAGCAAGCAAGGAACUUGCUUCAUUGUAUGACGAUGGUUGUUCUGUGAUAAUUGAACAUGAUUGUGGUCACAUAAUUCCUACUCGAUCGCCAUAUAUUGAUGAGAUAAAGGGUUUCCUUGGGCGUUUUCUGUAAGAGGUUAUCGAGUAAAAUCUAUAGUUUUUGAUACAAGUGAAACCUUGCAACUUUGCUUUAUUGUAUUAUCUGUGUGUUCUGUAUACCAUUUUUGCUCCAUGAUGAUGCAAUUGGGUUGCUUCUUGUUAUGUAUUCAAAAAACCAUUCUGUA
Messenger RNA from Arachis stenosperma, 2096 nucleotides. Its product is annotated as rhodanese-like domain-containing protein 6. Bases 119 to 1945 code for a protein of 608 amino acids. The record is from RefSeq and is a predicted model, not a curated record. The transcript has 9 exons. Lineage: Eukaryota; Viridiplantae; Streptophyta; Magnoliopsida; Fabales; Fabaceae.